GCGCCCCCUAGCGGUAACCUUCUAUCUUGUUUACAGGAGCGCCAACAGAAGUGCGCUUAUGAAACCAAAGCAAAGCGGUAGCGCCGUUAACCCCAAAUUAUCAGAGGAGAACUUGAUCAACCGCGAAUGGGUUUGGACAAGUUCUGCAGUGCGGACGGUUCCGACCCGUUUUGGGAUUGGAACCGUACGUGGCACGUGGGUAACCCAGAUCUGACCCAGUGCUUUCAGAACACAGUGCUGGUAUGGGUCCCCUGUCUCUACCUCUGGGUCUGUGCCCCGAUCUAUUUCCUGUACCUCAAAAGCCACGACCGGGGCUACAUAUGCAUGACCCACCUCAACAGAGCCAAAACCGCAGUAGGUUUUCUCCUGUGGAUCGUCUGCUGGGCAGAUGUGUUUUACUCUUUCUGGGAAAGAAGCCAACAUGACAGCGGUGCCUCCUCCUCCACCCAGGCACCUGUUAAUCUGGUUAGCCCCACCAUGCUCGGCAUCACUAUGCUGCUAGCCACCCUCCUGACUCAGUAUGAGAGGUUAAAAGGAGUCCAGUCUUCAGGGGUGAUGCUCAACUUCUGGCUGGUGGCCGUCCUCUGUGCUACCGUCACAUUCAGAUCCAAGAUCAUACAAGCCAUCAACGAGCCGUUGACUGUGUGUGUGUUCAGAUACACAACCUUCUACAUCUACUACACACUGCUGCUCAUCUCUCUGCUCCUGUCAGCCCUCUCAGACCAGCCUCCUCUCUUCUCAGAGGCAUCCAAAGACGCUAAUCCCUGUCCUGAGAUCGGAGCUUCCUUUCUGUCCAGAAUCAGCUUCUGGUGGAUCACUGGUCUGAUAGUAACAGGUUAUAAGCGUCCGUUAGAACAGAAGGAUCUGUGGUGUCUGAACUCAGAGGACCGCUCCCAGAGGGUCGUCCCUCAGCUCGUACGACGCUGGAACAACGAGUGCCUGAAGGUCAAAAGACCGGAGGAGAAGACUCUGUACUCUCCUAAGAAGGCUCCUCGGGGAGAGAGGAAGGAGGGUGUCCCCGUAGAGGAGUCAGAGAUCCUGAUUAUGAAGACACCCCAGAAGACGAGAGAACCCUCUCUGUUCUGGGCCCUCUGUCUCACCUUCGGACCCUACUUCCUCAUCUCUUCUCUCUACAAGAUCAUCCAGGACAUUCUCAUGUUCGUGGGGCCGAAUAUACUCAGGUUGCUGAUCCAGUUUGUGAACGACUCUAGCGCCCCCUCGUGGCAGGGCUACUUCUACACCGCGCUGCUCUUCGUUUGUACCUGCUUCCAGACCCUCAUCCUGCAGAAGUACUUCCAUGUGUGCUUCGUCACGGGGAUGAGGCUACGCACUGCUAUAGUAGGAGCUGUCUACAGGAAGGUAAUCACUAAUGUGUGCUUCGUCACGGGGAUGAGGCUACGCACUGCUAUAGUAGGAGCUGUCUACAGGAAGGUAAUCACUAAUGUGUGCUUCGUCACGGGGAUGAGGCUACGCACGGCUAUAGUAGGAGCUGUCUACAGGAAGGUAAUCACUAUCGUGUGCUUCGUCACGGGAAUGAGGCUACGCACUGCUAUAGUAGGAGCUGUCUACAGGAAGGUAAUCACUAUUGUGUGCUUCGUCACGGGGAUGAGGCUACGCACUGCUAUAGUAGGAGCUGUCUACAGGAAGGCUCUGGUGAUCAGUAACGCGGCGCGGCGUACGUCUACAGUGGGAGAGAUCGUCAACCUGAUGUCGGUCGACGCCCAGCGCUUCAUGGACCUCAUCACCUACAUCAACAUGAUCUGGUCUGCUCCUCUACAGGUCAUACUGGCCCUGUACUUCCUGUGGCAGAACUUGGGUCCGUCGGUGCUGGCUGGCGUGGCUGUAAUGGUUCUGAUGGUGCCAAUCAACGGUGUGAUCGCCAUGAAGACCAAGACAUACCAGGUAGCUCAGAUGAAGAGUAAAGACAACCGCAUCAAGCUGAUGAACGAAGUUCUCAACGGCAUCAAGGUGUUGAAGCUGUAUGCGUGGGAGCUGGCCUUCAAAGACAAGGUGUCAGCCAUCAGAGAGAGCGAGCUCCGUGUCCUCAAGAAGGCUGCUUACCUGGGGGCAAUAUCCACCUUCACCUGGGUCUGUGCUCCCUUUCUGGUGGCGCUGUCUACGUUCACCGUGUAUGUGAUGAUAGAUGAGAGGAACGUGCUGGAUGCUCAGAAGGCAUUUGUGUCUCUGGCUCUGUUCAACAUCCUGCGUUUCCCCCUCAACAUGCUGCCCAUGGUCAUCAGCAGCAUGGUCCAGGCCAGUGUUUCUAUGAAACGUCUGUGUGUGUUUCUGUCUCAUGAGGAGCUGCAGGAGGACAGUGUGGAGCGCAUGGCUGUAGCAGGCUGCUCAGACAGUAUCUCCAUUGAGGACGGGGUGUUCAGCUGGUGUAGAAACGAUGCCCCCACUCUGAAGAGGUUGAGUGUACGUAUCCCAGAUGGGUCUCUGGUAGCUGUGGUGGGACACGUUGGCUCAGGGAAAUCCUCUCUGCUCUCUGCUCUGCUGGGGGAGAUGGAGAAACUAGAGGGAUCUGUCUCUGUCAAGGGCUCUGUGGCCUAUGUACCUCAGCAGGCGUGGAUCCAGAAUGCCACGCUGAAAGACAACAUAGUGUUUGGUCAGGAGAGGAAGGAGAGCUGGUACCACAGAGUGGUGGAGGCCUGCGCCCUGCUGCCAGACCUGGAGAUCCUGCCUGCUGGAGACGGCACUGAGAUCGGGGAGAAGGGUGUGAACCUGUCAGGGGGUCAGAAGCAGAGGGUCAGUCUGGCCAGGGCGGUCUACUGCGACUGUGCUGUCUAUCUAUUGGACGAUCCUCUGUCGGCGGUCGACGCCCACGUGGGCAAACACAUCUUCGAGAAGGUUGUCGGGCCCCAGGGAGUCCUCAAGGACAGGACUCGGGUCCUGGUGACCCACGGUCUGAGCUUCCUGCCCCAGGCAGAUCUGAUCCUGGUGAUGGUGGAGGGAGAGAUCACUGAGAGGGGAUCCUACCUGGAGCUGAUGGCGCGGGACGGGGCCUUCGCUGAGUUCCUCAGGACUUACGCCAACAAAGAGCAGGAAGAUGACGAAUCAGACUCUGCACCAAAGAGAGGACUGGAGAAUGGACUUCCUGCUGCUGUGAUUGGUCAGAACCAUACCAGUACAUCAGCAGUGAGGACAGAAGGAGAGGUCCUGGGGAAGAAGGCCAAGAACGCUGAGGUGGGGAGAAUCACAGAGGCUGACAAGGCCAACACCGGGCGGGUGAAGUUGUCAGUAUUCUGGGAGUAUAUGAAGGCUAUAGGGGUGGUGUUGUCCUGCGUCAGUAUCUUCCUGUUCUUCAGUCACCACUUCGCCUCUCUCUUCUCUAACUACUGGCUCAGUCUGUGGACUGACGACCCAGUCGUCAACGGAACCCAGCCCAGCAGAGAGAUGAGACUGGGGGUGUACGGAGCUCUGGGUGCCUCACAGGGCAUAGCUGUGUUCUGCUACUCCAUCUCUGUCUCUAUCGGUGGUAUAUUAGCAUCACGCUACCUCCACCAGUCCAUGCUGUACAACGUACUGCGCUCCCCCAUGUCCUUCUUCGAGCGGACCCCCAGCGGUAACCUGGUGAACCGUUUCUCCAAGGAGACAGACACCAUUGACUCCAUCAUCCCAAGUAUCAUUAAGAUGUUCAUGGGCUCCAUGUUCAACGUAGUAGGAUCCUGUGUGGUCAUACUGAUCGCUACUCCACUAGUGGCUAUUAUCAUACCUCCUCUGGGGAUACUCUACUUCUUUGUCCAGCGUUUCUACGUGGCGUCGUCUCGUCAGUUGAAGCGUCUGGAGUCGGUCAGUCGCUCCCCGGUCUACACACACUUCAACGAGACGUUGCUAGGCGCCAGCGUCAUCCGAGCCUUUGGGGAGCAGGAACGCUUCAUCAGGGAGAGUGACGGUCGAGUUGACCACAACCAGAAAGCAUACUACCCCAGCAUCGUAGCCAACCGGUGGCUGGCGGUGCGUCUGGAGUUUGUUGGGAACUGUAUCGUAAUGUUUGCUGCUCUGUUUGCUGUGAUGGCUAGAGAGAGCCUCAGCCCUGGGAUCAUGGGCCUGUCCAUCUCAUACGCACUACAGCUGACGGCCUCUCUGACCUGGCUAGUGAGGAUGUCUUCAGAUCUGGAAACCAACAUUGUGGCCGUUGAGAGAGUCAAGGAGUACGAAGACACAGAGAAAGAGGCGGACUGGAGACAUGACCAAUCGUCUCUGCCUCCAGGCUGGCCCACAGCAGGCAACAUAGACAUCAGAGGGUUUGGUCUGCGAUACAGAGAGGACCAGGAACUGGCCGUACGCAACAUCACCGUAGCCAUCCACGGAGGAGAGAAGGUGGGUAUAGUAGGUCGUACAGGAGCAGGGAAGUCCUCUCUGACUCUAGGAUUGUUCCGCAUCAUCGAGGCGUGUGAGGGAGAGAUUCAUAUCGAUGGAGUUAACAUCGCUACGCUGGGUCUCCAUGAACUCCGCUCCAGGAUCACCAUCAUACCACAGGAUCCAGUGUUGUUCUCUGGGUCUCUGAGGAUGAAUCUGGACCCCUUCGAUGGCUACUCUGAUGAGGAGGUGUGGAGAGCCCUGGAGCUCUCCCAUCUCAAGAGCUUUGUGUCGGGCCUGCCGGACAAACUCAACCACGAGUGUUCAGAGGGAGGAGAGAACCUCAGUCUGGGUCAGCGCCAGCUGGUGUGUCUGGCCCGAGCCCUCCUGAGGAAGACGAAGAUCUUAGUUCUGGAUGAGGCCACAGCUGCUGUGGACCUGGAGACAGACAACCUGAUCCAGUCCACCAUCAGAACCCAGUUUGAUGACUGCACUGUCCUGACCAUCGCACACAGACUCAAUACUAUCAUGGACUACACCAGAGUGCUGGUCCUGGAUAAAGGGGAGAUGGCAGAGUUUGACUCUCCCUCCACUCUCAUCACCAAGAGAGGAAUCUUCUACAAGAUGGCUAAAGACUCUGGGCUGGUCUGAGUGGGCGAACAGGAGAGGACAGGUUGCUUAAAGACAACCUCCCUCCUUACAGAGAACUUCUCCUCCAACCCCCUCUUCCUCUCCUCCGACCGGGAGGCUGUGCAGGGAAGAGGUAGCAGAGAGCGAGAGGAGAUUUCUAAGGAUAUCAAUGUUUCUGAUAAGUGUGUAUAAAUUAUGGGAGCACUCUACCUCCACUCCUUCCUCCCUCUACUUCUCCCUCUAUCCCUCCCUCCCUCUACUCCUCCCACCAUCCCUCCCUCCAUCCAUCCCUCCCUCUUCUCCUUCCAUCCCUCCCUCUACUUCUCACUCCACCCCUCCAUCCAUCCAUCCAUCUCUCCCUCCCUCUACUACCGAAUAUGUCAAGGAUUCACUCCACUGAACCAAAUCCCUCCUGUUACUCCUCCCUCCCUUAACUAAAGACUUCUCCAGGACAAAUCCCUCCUGUUACUCCUCCCUCCAUCCCUCCCUUAACUAAAGACUUCUCCAGGACAAAUCCCUCCUGUUACUCCAUCCCUCCCUUAACUAAAGACUUCUCCAGGACAAAUCCCUCCUGUUACUCCUCCCUCCAUCCCUCCC
Messenger RNA from Oncorhynchus mykiss (rainbow trout), 5529 nucleotides. Lineage: Eukaryota; Metazoa; Chordata; Actinopteri; Salmoniformes; Salmonidae. The record is from RefSeq and is a predicted model, not a curated record.